This is a messenger RNA of Anisakis simplex (herring worm), 312 nucleotides long. NCBI's taxonomy places the organism in Eukaryota, Metazoa, Nematoda, Chromadorea, Rhabditida, Anisakidae. The record is from the annotation of a GenBank genome assembly.
AUGAAUAUUCUGCUGAAAGAAGCGAUUAGUGCGGUUCGAGUGAGUGAAGUAAUGCACGUGUUGAGGGAUGCACACGUGGUAGCCAUUGAUGAAGGGCAGUUUUUUGAUGAUAUUGCCGAAUGUGCUGAAAGUCUGGCAAAUCAAGGCAAAAUUGUCAUCAUUUCUGCUCUAGAUGGGGAUUUCUGUCGAAAGCGAUUCAAGAACAUUCUAGAUGUUUGCCCAUUGUCAGAAAACAUAACAAAACUGAACGCAGUAUGUGUGAGUUGUGGCAACGAUGCUGCCUUCACGAGACGUCUUACAGCUGAUAAUGAU